This is a messenger RNA of Lasiosphaeria miniovina, 1188 nucleotides long. RefSeq lists its product as uncharacterized. Gene Ontology annotation, molecular function: damaged DNA binding; DNA N-glycosylase activity; zinc ion binding. The transcript has 4 exons. NCBI's taxonomy places the organism in Eukaryota, Fungi, Ascomycota, Sordariomycetes, Sordariales, Lasiosphaeriaceae. Gene Ontology annotation, biological process: base-excision repair. The annotation marks the transcript as partial. The record is from RefSeq and is a predicted model, not a curated record. Gene Ontology annotation, cellular component: nucleus.
AUCACAUCAGUUGCGCGCGUUGUCCACUUCUUGCGCCUUCAUGUUGUCGGCAAGACUAUCACGUCUGCAGCCGCCCAGGAAGAUGCGAAUGUGUUUGGGAAAGUCGGAACUUCGGCAACCGAGUUUACGAAGGCAGUUAAGGGCAAGAAGGUCCUGUCGGCGGGGACUCAGGGGAAAUACUUCUGGCUCGUUCUCGACAAGUCUCCGCAUCCCGUGAUGCAUUUCGGCAUGACUGGUUGGAUCCAUAUUCGCGGUGAAAAGACGGCAUAUACCAACUACUACAAGAAGAUGAAGGCCGACGAGAUGGAUAUCUGGCCGCCAAAGUUUUGGAAAUUCCAACUAGAUCUAAGCGGCGGCGCCCGGGGCAAGGAAACGGCCCAGAUUGCCUUUACUGACCCUCGCCGCUUUGGUCGUGUGCGUCUUGUCGAUUGCCCUGGCGCAGAUAUCCGAAAGUAUUCGCCGCUGGUCGAGAACGGGCCAGAUCCUGUCGUCGAUAAUGAUGUCUUCACCGAGGACUACCUGAAACAGAAGAUGCGAUAUCGUCACGUCCCCAUCAAGGCCCUGCUCCUUGACCAGACCGUAAUCAGUGGCAUUGGCAACUGGGUGGGUGACGAAGUCCUCUUUCAUGCAAAGCUCCACCCAGAACAGUACUGCAAUGACUUCAGCGACGAAAGCAUAAGUCAACUCUACAAGUCCAUCCGCUAUGUGUGUCAGCUGGCCGUCGACAAACUUGGAGACUCCGACGAGUUCCCGAAAGACUGGCUGUUCAACCACCGCUGGGGCAAGGGAUCCAAAGGGGGCAGUCGACUCCCCAACGGCGAGAGGCUAGCCUUUCUAACAGUUGGAGGGCGGACAAGCUGUUAUGCUCCCGAUAUCCAGAAAAAGAGCGGAAAUGUCGCGCCAGGCAUCAAGGAGGAGCCCCUAGAAUCCGAGCCGGAUACUUCAAGCCCAAAGAAACAAGCUAGAUCCAAGGCGACCAAGAGUAAACAGGAUCAACCUCCGAUAAAAAGGAAGAAGGCAGUGGAUGAUGAGAAAGAGAAAGUGAAACCUGCAAAGAAGAGUAAACCCGAACCGACAAAGUCUUCGACACGUACCAAUAAAGCCAAGGUCGAGGUGAAAACUGAAACGGACGUCAAGGUCGAAGCGGGCAGGCGGCGAUCAGGAAGGCUCCAAGGAAAUUCCGUUUGA